AUGCACCGCCGUCACACCACGCUGCGGGAGAAGGGCCGGCGCCAGGCCGUGCGCGGGCCGGCCUACAUGUUCAACGAGCGCGGCAGCAGCCUGACGGCCGAGGAGGAGCGCUUCCUGGACGCGGCCGAGUACGGCAACAUCCCCGUGGUGCGCAAGAUGCUGGACGAGUCCAAGACGCUCAACUUCAACUGCGUGGACUACAUGGGCCAGAACGCCCUGCAGCUGGCCGUGGGCAACGAGCACCUGGAGGUGACCGAGCUGCUGCUGAAGAAGGACAGCCUGGCGCGCGUGGGAGACGGCCUGCUGCUGGCCAUCAGCAAGGGCUACGUGCGCAUCGUGGAGGCCAUCCUGGGCCACGCGGCCUUCGCCGGCGGGCUGCGCCUCACCCUCAGCCCGCUGGAGCAGGAGCUGCGGGACGACGACUUCUACGCCUACGACGAGGACGGCACGCGCUUCUCGCACGACGUGACGCCCGUCAUCCUGGCGGCGCACUGCCAGGAGUACGAGAUCGUGCACAUCCUGCUGCUGAAGGGGGCGCGCAUCGAGAGGCCGCACGACUACUUCUGCAAGUGCGCAGAGUGCGGGGAGAAGCAGCGCCGCGACUCCUUCAGCCACUCCCGCUCCCGCAUGAACGCCUACAAGGGCCUGGCCAGCCCCGCCUACCUGUCGCUGUCCAGCGAGGACCCCGUGCUCACCGCCCUGGAGCUCAGCAACGAGCUGUCCCGGCUCGCCAACAUCGAGACCGAGUUCAAGAAUGACUACAGAAAGCUCUCUAUGCAGUGUAAAGACUUUGUGGUGGGGGUGUUAGACCUGUGCCGGGACACGGAGGAGGUGGAAGCCAUUUUGAAUGGGGACGUGGACCAGGUCCCCCUGGGUGACCACGGCCGGCCCUGCCUCAGCCGGGUGAAACUGGCCAUCAAGUACGAGGUGAAGAAGUUUGUAGCUCACCCAAACUGCCAGCAGCAGCUCCUGACCAUCUGGUACGAGAACCUGUCAGGCCUGCGUCAGCAGUCCAUCGGGGUGAAGUGCUGGACGGUGCUGGGGGUGACUGUCGGACUGCCCUUCCUGGCCAUCGCCUACUGGAUCAUGCCCUGCAGCAAGCUGGGUCAGAUUCUGCGGAGUCCCUUCAUGAAGUUUGUGGCCCAUGCCGUGUCCUUCACCAUUUUCCUGGGCCUCCUGGUGGUGAACGCCUCGGACCGCUUCGAGGGGGUAAAGAACCUUCCCAACGAGACCAUCACGGACCACCCCCGGCAGAUCUUCCGCGUGAAGACCACCCAGUUCUCCUGGACGGAGAUGCUCAUCAUGAAGUGGGUGCUGGGGAUGAUCUGGUCAGAGUGUAAGGAGAUCUGGGCAGACGGACCUCGGGAGUACCUGAUGCACCUGUGGAACGUUCUGGACUUUGGCAUGCUGUCCAUCUUCGUGGCGUCCUUCACCGCCCGCCUCAUCGCCUUCCUGAAGGCCUCCAAGGCCCAGCUGUACGUGGACCUGCACGUGUCCAACAACGACCUGAGCAACGCCUCCCUGCCUGCCGACGUGGCCUACUUCACCUACGCCAGGAACAAGUGGCGUCCCUCGGAUCCUCAGAUCAUUUCAGAGGGGCUGUACGCCAUCGCUGUGGUUCUCAGUUUCUCUCGGAUCGCCUACAUCCUGCCGGCGAACGAGAGCUUCGGCCCGCUGCAGAUCUCCCUGGGCCGCACGGUCAAGGACAUCUUCAAGUUCAUGGUCAUCUUCAUCAUGGUGUUUGUGGCCUUCAUGAUUGGCAUGUUCAAUCUCUAUUCCUACUACCUGGGUGCCAAAUACAACCCCGCCUUCACCACGGUGGAGGAGAGCUUUAAGACACUGUUCUGGUCGAUUUUCGGUCUGUCUGAGGUCAUCUCUGUGGUGCUAAAGUACGACCACAAGUUCAUUGAAAACAUCGGCUACGUCCUGUACGGAGUCUACAACGUCACCAUGGUAGUCGUCCUCCUCAACAUGCUUAUCGCCAUGAUCAAUAACUCUUACCAGGAGAUCGAGGAGGACGCGGACGUGGAGUGGAAGUUCGCCCGGGCCAAGCUGUGGCUCUCCUACUUCGACGAGGGCAGGACCCUCCCCGCCCCGUUCAACCUGGUGCCCAGCCCCAAGUCCUUCUACUACCUGAUCCUGCGGACACGCGCCUGCCUGGUGCGUCUGUGCAAGGCCGGGGGCCGGAGGGCGGACGGCAGCGAGGUGGAGAUGGGCAUGCUCAACUCCCGCACUAAGCUACAUCGAUACCGAAGUAACCCCAGAUCGCGAGAUGACCUCACGGUGAAAAAGCCGAUCAAGAACCCGACACGUUAUCAGAAAAUAAUGAAGCGUCUGAUUAAGCGCUACGUUCUGAAGGCCCAGGUGGACCGGGAGAACGAUGAAGUAAACGAAGGUGAGCUGAAGGAGAUCAAGCAGGACAUCUCCAGCCUGCGCUACGAGCUCCUGGAGGAGAAGUCCCAGGCCACAGGGGAGCUGGCCGACCUCAUACAGCAGCUCAGCCACAACCUGGGGAAGAACACCAAGAAACCCUGA
Molecule: messenger RNA, 2535 nt
Organism: Conger conger (European conger)
Lineage: Eukaryota; Metazoa; Chordata; Actinopteri; Anguilliformes; Congridae
Product: short transient receptor potential channel 7
Exons: 12
Coding region: 1-2535 (844 amino acids)
Biological process (GO): regulation of cytosolic calcium ion concentration; calcium ion transmembrane transport; manganese ion transport
Cellular component (GO): cation channel complex; membrane
Molecular function (GO): inositol 1,4,5 trisphosphate binding; store-operated calcium channel activity; protein binding
Source: RefSeq, a predicted model, not a curated record